Messenger RNA from Leucoraja erinaceus (little skate), 3755 nucleotides. It is a transcript of the gene ubr7, whose product is annotated as ubiquitin protein ligase E3 component n-recognin 7. The record is from RefSeq and is a predicted model, not a curated record. NCBI's taxonomy places the organism in Eukaryota, Metazoa, Chordata, Chondrichthyes, Rajiformes, Rajidae. Bases 1 to 1281 code for a protein of 426 amino acids. Gene Ontology annotation, molecular function: ubiquitin protein ligase activity; zinc ion binding. Gene Ontology annotation, cellular component: cytoplasm. The transcript has 11 exons.
AUGGCGGCAAACGAGGAGAAGCAGAAGCGGCCGCUGGCGGAUGAUCCCAUCGUGUCCUUGGCUGAGGUUCUGGAGGAGAAUGAAUUGUUGGAGAAUGAAGCCUGUGCGGUGCUGGGUGGCAGCGACUCCGAUAAAUGCUCUUACUCGGAGGGCUACGUGAAGAGGCAGGCGUUGUAUGCUUGCAACACCUGUACGCCAAAGGGGGGGCAGCCUGCGGGCAUCUGCUUGGCUUGCAGCUACAAGUGCCAUGAAGGCCAUGAGCUCUUUGAAUUGUAUACAAAAAGAAAUUUCCGCUGCGACUGUGGGAACAGCAAGUUUAGUGAUCUGCAAUGCAAGUUUUUCUCAGAGAAAGAAAAAACAAAUUGUGCCAAUAAAUAUAAUGACAACUUCUUUGGGCUGUACUGCACCUGCAAGAGACCUUAUCCAGACCCUGAAGAUGAGACCCCGGAUGAAAUGAUUCAGUGUGUGGUGUGUGAAGACUGGUUCCAUGGAAGGCAUCUCGGUGCUGUUCUCCCUGACAACGUAGAGUAUCAGGAGAUGGCAUGUCAGAGCUGUAUGAAGAGAUGCUCCUUUCUGUGGACCUACGCAACACACUGGUCAGUUAACAAGGCAACAGAUGCUGAUAACAGUGGACCAUUGGCCAAGAUGGAGGAUGACAAUGUUGAUGUGUGUACAGUGCAGGAAAACGGAGAUUCACAAAACCAGAAACCAAAGGGUCGUGCAUUGAAGACUGAAGCAACCGGCUCCAAGCCCAGUGAACCCUCCACAAGCUGCAAGGCUGAGACAUCUGAGGCAGCCAAUGGCGAUGAAGCGAGUUGCAGCGUGGAGGAGGAUGCUGCAAAGAAUGCUGGGUGCAAACUACAGCAGCUGAAGAAGAAGGGAAGCAUCCAGAGAGAAUGUGCCACCUACUGGCCUCGUAACUGGCGCAACAGGCUGUGUACCUGCCCAUCCUGCAUGAACCUGUAUAAAGAACUAGAAAUCUCCUUUCUGUUGGACGAGUUUGAUACAGUACUGGCCUACGAAAACAAAGGUAAAAGUGACGAAGAGACUGAUAGCGAGAGAUGCGAUCCAUUGAUGACUGCCCUGAGCAACAUGAACAGAAUCCAACAAGUGGAACUCAUCUAUGAAUACAAUGAUUUGAAGUCUGAACUGAAAGAUUACCUGAAGAGAUUUGCAGAUGAAGGAAAGGUGGUUACAAGUGAAGAUAUCCAGCAAUUCUUUGAAGAGCUUCAAUCAAAGAAGCGGCGGAGAGUGGAUGGAAUGCAGUACUUUUGCAGUUAAGCUACAGAAAAGCCCAUAAAAAAAAUAUUAGUCAAAGAUGUGCAAAACAGUUUGGUAACAAUGGCACUUUUAAAAUUAACUGGUUGUCUGUCCCCAGUGUAUUUUACUUUUGCCUCGUGUAGAGUUAUAGCUGAAACAGUUGCUACAGGAGCAAUAGAGAAUUCAUAGCAUCAAUUCUUUGCAGUAGGGGGAAAAAAAAAAGUUGAUAUUCAGAACUGAAACUUUAAGAAGCUAAUGAUUUGUACUAUGAUUUUCUUUGAACUCCUGAUUGACAUAAACUUUGGAACAACUAUGACAGGCUCUCAACCAAAUGAUAGAUACAAAGUGCUGGAGUAACUCAGCGGGUCAGGCAGCAUCUCUGGAGAAACUGGAUAGGUUACCUUUCAGGUCAAGACCCUUCUUCAGAGUCAGGACCUGAAACAUGGCUUAUCCAUUUUCUCUCGUGAUGCUGCCUGGCCUGCUACUUUAAUUCAGCAUUGUGUGUCUAUAUUUAGGAUAAACCAGCAACUACAGUACAUUUUUUUAUUCCAUCGCAGCCAAAUCAGUUGGAUAUCGGAUCUAUCAUUCAUCCUCCAUCCAUCACCACCACAAACUAGUUAACAGCAGUGUAGGGUAGGUAUCUAAUAUCAAGCCAUACCUGCGGGUGAAAACUUCUCAUCCAGCUGCCUCUUAAAAACUGUUCCACCACCAAGGGCAAAAACCAAUAGCAUCAACUGUGCAUUUAUAGUUGCAAAUCAAAACAAUUAGAUUCAUAUUAAGAUGGAUAAGAAACUAGCUAGCAUUUAAUAGAGAAAACCUGAAUCUGUGGUUCACUACCUGAGCAAUUGUUUAAAUCAUAGUUAUACAGCAUGGAAACAGGCCCUGUGACCCAACUAACCCAUUCCCAAUCUACACUUCCCAACUGCCAUGUUUGUUCCAAAGUUGAUAAAUCCACCACCUGUUAUUUGAAAAGGUUGCCCCUCAUUUUCCUAUUAAAUCUUUCCACUCACCUUAAACCUAUGCCCUUUGGUUGUUUUUUUCCCCCUCCCUUGGUAAGACUGUGCCCUAUCCUCAUCAUCUUGUAAGAUUACCCCUCAUCUUCCAGCACUUCAAAGAAUAAAGACCUAGAGUACCUAACCUGCCCCUAUAGCUCGGGUCCUGACAACAUCCUGAAAUUGGCUCUGCAAUCUUUCCAGCCUAACAACAUCUUUCCUGUAGCAGAGUGCCCACAACUGAACGCAAUACUCCAAAUGCAGCCUCACUACAUCUUGUACACCUGUAACAUGGCAUCCACAUGCUAUACUGAAGGACAAUGUACUAAAAAACAACCUAUCCAUCUGUGAUGCCGUUUUAAAGGAACUAUGUACCUGCAUGACUACACCCAUCUGCUCUACAACACACCCCAGGGCCCUGCUAUUCAUUGUGAAGGUCCUGCCCUGGUUUGACUUCUCAAAAUAUAACUCUUCAAACAUACCUGCAUUAAACUCUUAACCAUUCCUCAGCCCACUUGCCCUUGAUCAAAAUGCUGCUGUACAUUUUGGUAACCAUCUUCAUAUCUACAACACCAUCCACUGCAUCUGCAAACCUACUAAUCAUGCCUUGUACAUUCUCAUCCACAUUGUUGCCAUCAAGUACAAAGUCAAACCACUAAUCACGACCUGAAACCAGUCUGCAAACCACCAUCCUCUGCUUCCUUCCAUGAAGCCAAUUCUCUAUCCAACUGGCUAGCUCUCCAUGUGAUCUAACCUUCAAAUGCAGCCUACCAGCUGAAACUUAUCAAAUGCUUUGCUAGUCCAUAUAGGCAAUGUCUACAGCUCUGCCCUCAACCUUUUUUGGUUACUACUUCAAAAAACACACCAUUUAGAUACAUAAGCCACGAUCUCCCAUGUACAAAACCAUGUUGACUAUCUCUAAUCAGCCCCUCUCCAAAUGAAUUUUCUCUUGUCAAUCAGAAUAUUCUCCAGUAACUUGCUACCUGAGCUAUUAGUUUACUGGUCUAGAGGUCCCAGGCUUUGCCUUGCAUCCCUUCUUAAAUAAAGAAACAACAUCAACCCCCCCGUCUUCCAGCACCCCACCCAUGUCUAAUGUUUCACACCUGCAAUUUCUUCUUUAGCUUCCCAGUGUCCUCAGAUAAAUGUGACUAGGUUAGAAUAUUUAUCUACAUACACCUUGGGGCAUUCAGUACUUCCUCAACCGUAGUGGGACUGUCCUUAAGACAUUUCCAGUACCAGUCCCAACUAACCCAGGUUUCAUGUCUUUCUCCACAGUAAAAACAGAGGAGAUUUCUAUGAUAUUCUAUAAAUUGUUUCAUCCAUACCAGUAACAAGUGUCUGAAAAUGUUACGACCCCUUUUGGUUUAUAAAUGUUCAAAUAAUUCAGUGCAUCUUCAACUUUGUGUAAAACUGACUGAAAAUUUUAAGCUGUUCUAUUACUAAUGCUUGAAUGUUCAUGGGAUGGGGAGAAUAAGCCAAUAAAGACAUGUUACUUUGCCGUGA